GCGUGACUGACAGCAGCCGGGACUUCCUGCAGGGGAGCUGCUGCAGAGCCCGACCGCUUUGUAUGUGAGCUAUCUGGGGGUGGGGGGCAGGGCGGUGAAGGGGAACCCUCGGCUGGAGACCUUGCGCUGCUGCCAAGGCAGAGGAAAGGUAGCAGAAGCAGCGGCUGGGGAAGGAGGCAGCGGCUGCACUGCAGAAUAACAGGAGCCCCCACCCCCCUCGUGCAGAAGGGAAGAGAGAGAAGAGCUGCUGCUGUCACUGCUCCAGCAAGUCAGGUUUGUUUUCUGUUUACAAGCCUGAAGAUGGCUGCUUCUUCCUCCUGCAAUGUGGAAGAAGAUGAGAGCCUGAAGGGAUGUGAACUCUAUGUUCAGAAACAUAACAUCCAACAGAUUUUGAAAGAGUGCAUUGUAAAUCUUUGCAUAGCAAAACCAGACCGGCCAAUGAAGUUCCUUAGAGAACAUUUUGAAAAAUUAGAAAAGGAAGAAUGCAAACAAAUAUUGGCUCGGCAGAAAUCUAAUUCCCAGUCGGAUUCUCAUGAUGAUGAGAUUUCUCCUCCUCCUCCAAACCCGGUGGUGAAAGCUCGACGCAGAAGGGGAGGUGUCAGUGCUGAGGUGUACACUGAGGAAGAUGCGGUUUCUUAUGUUAGAAAGGUUAUUCCAAAGGACUAUAAAACAAUGACUGCCCUGGCAAAAGCCAUCUCCAAGAAUGUGCUCUUUGCUCACCUUGAUGACAACGAGAGAAGUGACAUAUUUGAUGCCAUGUUCCCCGUUAUGCACAUUGCCGGUGAAACAGUCAUACAACAGGGUGAUGAAGGAGACAACUUCUAUGUCAUUGAUCAAGGAGAAGUGGAUGUUUAUGUAAAUGGAGAAUGGGUGACCAGCAUUGGGGAAGGAGGCAGCUUUGGGGAGCUUGCACUGAUCUAUGGAACACCAAGAGCUGCUACUGUCAAAGCCAAGACAGACCUGAAACUUUGGGGCAUCGACAGGGACAGCUACAGACGCAUUUUAAUGGGCAGCACACUGAGAAAGCGAAAGAUGUAUGAAGAGUUCCUGAGCAAGGUCUCCAUUUUAGAAUCAUUGGACAAGUGGGAACGCCUUACAGUAGCAGAUGCGCUAGAACCUGUUCAGUUUGAAGAUGGAGAAAAAAUUGUUGUUCAGGGAGAGCCCGGGGAUGACUUUUUCAUCAUCACAGAAGGCACAGCUUCUGUUCUUCAGCGCAGAUCUGAUAAUGAGGAGUAUGUAGAAGUUGGAAGACUUGGUCCCUCAGAUUAUUUUGGGGAGAUAGCGCUGUUGCUCAAUCGUCCCAGGGCAGCUACUGUAGUGGCACGUGGGCCACUGAAGUGUGUCAAGCUGGAUCGUCCCCGCUUUGAACGCGUACUCGGUCCUUGUUCUGAAAUCCUCAAGAGAAACAUUCAGAGAUACAACAGUUUCAUUUCUCUUACAGUCUAAGCUGUUCCAUUGGGAAUGCUGCCUUUGUGUGACCCUGUGCACUUAAAUUUGACCUGUGCAGCUCAAUAGCUUUAUGAAAAGAAAAAAUGUGUGUAUUUUAUGUGUCUUUUUCUGUCUAUGUCUGAUGCACUGGAUAUAAAUCCCGAUGUUAUGUAUCAUUAAAGUAGGAUGACAACCAUUUGGAUAAGACUAUCUUUUAGGAAUGUUUAUGAAUAGUUAGGUUUUCGGCUUCCAAGUUAGAUUGCCGUGUGUUACCCUGUAAAAUACUUUCAUUGUGGAUUUUUAACUACGUAAAAAUACCUCUGAAUCUCUAUUUCUCCAUUUAUCUCAGCUCAUACUCCUGAAAGUUAGUCCUAUCCAUCCUUUGUCAAACAUUUUUAAAGGAAUAUACAUGCCCCUCUGCCCUUCUGUUUAAAAUGCUCUUCCAUUGAUAUAGCUGGGAAGUUUACAAAAUACCACCUCACAAAGGACAGGUGCACAAUGUAAGGGGCAAGGCAAGAGGAAGAUUUUGAUAAUUACAGUACUCCAGGAAAGACUAGAACCUUAGGUCAUUUUGACUAUUAAACCUACAGGUCCAGAUUUGUCCCUGACACAAGUUCUUUGAAAGCCCUGGAACUACAGUAGGGAUAAAUUUGGCCCUGCUCCAAUUCAGCUUAGAAAACAAAGAUUUCAAGAUGUGGGAUUUUUUGUAAGUGUGUGAGUGUAGUUGUUGCUUGCCAAAGUGGGUUACCCUGAGUCUUUUUAACUAAGGGUCUGUCUACACAGCAAAGUUAUUUCAAAAUAACAGCCCUUAUUUUGAAAUAACUUUCCUAGCAUCUACACAGCCAAACCACUAUUUCGAAAUAAAUUCGAAAUA
Messenger RNA from Pelodiscus sinensis (Chinese soft-shelled turtle), 2302 nucleotides. It is a transcript of the gene PRKAR1B, whose product is annotated as protein kinase cAMP-dependent type I regulatory subunit beta. Gene Ontology annotation, biological process: negative regulation of cAMP-dependent protein kinase activity. Lineage: Eukaryota; Metazoa; Chordata; Testudines; Trionychidae. The record is from RefSeq and is a predicted model, not a curated record. Gene Ontology annotation, cellular component: cAMP-dependent protein kinase complex; cytosol. Gene Ontology annotation, molecular function: cAMP binding; cAMP-dependent protein kinase inhibitor activity; protein kinase A catalytic subunit binding.